Messenger RNA from Durio zibethinus, 3078 nucleotides. RefSeq names its product ATP-dependent zinc metalloprotease FTSH 11, chloroplastic/mitochondrial-like. Gene Ontology annotation, molecular function: metalloendopeptidase activity; ATP hydrolysis activity; ATP-dependent peptidase activity. The record is from RefSeq and is a predicted model, not a curated record. Gene Ontology annotation, cellular component: chloroplast; membrane. Lineage: Eukaryota; Viridiplantae; Streptophyta; Magnoliopsida; Malvales; Malvaceae. Gene Ontology annotation, biological process: proteolysis; protein import into chloroplast stroma.
CAUCUCAAUAGACAAAUCUCCAAUAAAAAAAUAAAAACCCGGUGAGUUGAAAAUAGAAACUCAGUCGACUGAGAAAAACGAAAAAAACAAUUUAAGUGAUGGACGCGCAAGUGACAAGCCGGGGGAGGCCAAUUGGAGCGAGAUAAGGUGUCACUUCACUCGUGUCGUUCCUACCUCUAAUCUGCUCUGUCAAUCUCCUGAGUGGCUCUUAACUCCCUCCCUGCUUCUUACUCUUUCCUCUUCUUCCCUUCUCAGACUUUGAAACUGGAGAAGGCAAUUUUCUUUCUCCCGUUAAACCCUAAGCAAUGACUACAUCUCUCCAAGCUUCGCUUCUCUGCAAUCCUUCACCUUUGCCUUCUCUUCCGCUUCGUAAACCACGCUUUCACCGUUCUUCUUCCCUCUCUUUCAAUCUUUCUUCUCUUCCCAAACUGUCUCGGCCCUCCCGAUUUUAUCCCCGUCCUUUUUCAGUCCCUUGCACAUUGCAUCCCGACAACCUCAACUCCGACUUCAAAUUCGAUACUCAUGUUGAAGAUUCCAAAGCUUUAGUUUCGGAUUUUGAAGGCCUCGCCACCAUCGAUGGGUUUGAGAAUGUGAGCGAGGGAAUUGAAGUGAAUAACAUCGACGGGGAAACUGAGAAUGUGGUGGAGAGCCAAGGGCAGAAUGAUAAAUUGUUGGGAAAAGAUGGGCCCAGAAGCAAAAUUCCUGCCAUGGUGUUUUUGAUGGGAGUUUGGGCCAUGAUUAAGAACGGAAUGGACAAAUUAGUGGCUAUGGAUUGGUUCAGUUGGUGGCCCUUUUGGCGUCAGGAGAAACGGCUUGACCGCCUCAUUUCCGAAGCCGACGCCAAUCCCAAAGACGCCGCUAAACAAAGCGCUUUGCUAGCUGAACUUAAUAAGCACAGUCCUGAGUCUGUGAUUAAGCGAUUUGAACAAAGGGAUCAAGCGGUAGACAGUAGAGGAGUUGCCGAAUAUCUUCGAGCUCUGGUAGUCACUAAUGCCAUUGCUGAAUACCUUCCGGAUGAACAGGCUGGAAAGCCUUCUAGUCUUCCUACUUUGUUGCAAGAAUUGAAGCAGCGUGCAUCAGGGACCAUCGAUCAGCCCUUUUUAAGCCCUGGAAUUUCUGAGAAGCAGCCGUUGCAUGUUGUGAUGGUUGGUCCUAAAGGUUCAAACAAAUCACGAUUUGCACAAGAGCUAAUUUCAACUAUCUUGUUCACUAUUGCUGUCGGAUUGGUUUGGAUAAUGGGUGCUUCUGCGCUGCAGAAGUAUGUAGGAAGCUUGGGUGGAAUAGGGACUUCAGGUGUUGGAUCAAGUUCCUCUUAUGCCCCCAAAGAAUUGAACAAAGAAGUGAUGCCAGAGAAGAAUGUCAAAACAUUUAAGGAUGUUAAAGGCUGUGAUGAUGCAAAACAAGAGCUUGAGGAAGUAGUGGAGUAUCUCAAAAACCCAUCAAAGUUCACCCGACUUGGGGGGAAAUUGCCAAAGGGUAUCCUUUUGACUGGAGCACCUGGAACUGGAAAAACUCUGCUGGCCAAGGCUAUUGCCGGGGAAGCAGGGGUACCUUUCUUCUAUAGGGCCGGAUCUGAAUUUGAGGAAAUGUUUGUUGGUGUUGGUGCUCGGCGUGUGAGAUCCCUUUUCCAAGCAGCCAAGAAAAAGGCCCCGUGCAUCAUUUUUAUUGAUGAAAUAGAUGCUGUUGGAUCCACACGAAAACAAUGGGAAGGCCAUACCAAAAAAACACUACAUCAGCUGCUUGUUGAAAUGGAUGGUUUUGAACAGAAUGAGGGAAUAAUUCUGAUGGCUGCAACAAAUCUGCCUGACAUUCUUGAUCCAGCGUUGACCAGACCUGGUAGAUUUGACAGGCAUAUUGUUGUCCCUAAUCCAGAUGUAAGAGGUCGUCAAGAGAUUUUGGAGCUCUAUCUACAAGAUAAACCUAUAUCUGGUGAUGUAGAUGUUAAAGCAAUCGCCCGUGGUACUCCCGGAUUCAAUGGAGCAGAUCUAGCAAACUUGGUGAAUAUUGCUGCAAUUAAAGCUGCAGUUGAAGGUGCAGAUAAGUUGACUGCUGCACAUUUGGAAUAUGCAAAAGACAGGAUACUCAUGGGUACUGAGCGUAAAACAAUGUAUUUAUCGGAAGAGUCAAAGAAGCUCACUGCUUAUCAUGAGAGUGGCCAUGCAAUUGUUGCUUUUAAUACUGAGGGUGCACAUCCAAUCCACAAGGCAACAAUCAUGCCCCGUGGAUCUGCAUUAGGAAUGGUUACCCAGCUGCCUUCAAGUGAUGACACUUCAAUUAGUAAGAAGCAAUUAUUAGCUUGUCUCGAUGUUUGUAUGGGAGGAAGAGUUGCAGAAGAGCUUAUCUUUGGUCAGGACCAUAUCACAACUGGGGCAAGUAGUGAUUUGCACACAGCUACAGAGAUUGCUCAAUAUAUGGUAUCGAAUUGUGGGAUGAGUGAUGCAAUUGGACCAGUUCAUAUUAAAGAGCGACCAAGUUCAGAAAUGCAGUCUCGCAUUGAUGCUGAAGUGGUGAAGCUUCUAAGAGAAGCAUAUUAUCGUGUGAAAGCCCUGUUAAAGAAGCAUGAGAAGGCAUUGCAUGCAUUAGCGAAUGCACUUUUGGAGUAUGAAACACUUGGUUUGGAAGAAAUAAAGCGCAUUCUUCUUCCAUAUCGAGAAGGAAGGUUGCCUGAGCAACAACAAGAACAGGAAGAAGGGGAGCUAGUAUUGGCUUAAACUACAACUCACAUCUGUAAUCUACUUUACUAGGGCAAGCUCUGUACAGUGUAUUUUAAUUACUACAGGUAAUUAUUUAUAUAAUUUUGUUGCAAUUUUUUUCCCCACCAUUUCUCGCAAGACUUGUUAUGGGAGCUCUGCUUGGACACGGAGGGACCUGGCAUCCAUUAGAGUGAGCUCCCGACCUGUGCUACCCUAAGUUGAGAAACAGCCAAGACCACCAUAGAUCCUGUAUUAUUUGUGAAAUCAUGUAUUAUUUGAACUUUUACCCCAUUACGGGUGAAAUUUUGAAGAAUUGUGUAACGCAAAGUGACAUCAUCCUUUAUCAACUUCUGAGACAGUUCAUAUUUAGUACCAGUUCUCAUUU